Aspergillus nidulans FGSC A4 is the source of this 1839-nucleotide messenger RNA. Its product is annotated as AAA family ATPase CDC6. The transcript has 4 exons. Gene Ontology annotation, biological process: cell division; DNA replication initiation. Gene Ontology annotation, cellular component: nucleus. The record is from RefSeq and is a predicted model, not a curated record. Gene Ontology annotation, molecular function: ATP binding; ATP hydrolysis activity. Lineage: Eukaryota; Fungi; Ascomycota; Eurotiomycetes; Eurotiales; Aspergillaceae. Bases 1 to 1839 code for a protein of 612 amino acids.
AUGGCUGUGACAGCCCUGGGAAAGCGCCAGAGGAGCGCCAUCGAGACAGAAGCUUCUCUUCCGCUGCAUAGUGAUAGCAAACGCCGGACACAGCACCCCCGAGUCCAUCGUGAGAGCAAUCAGUCACCAGAAGCACCCUCGACUCGCCGGCUUCGAUCUCGGACAAUAUACAACGACGAGCCUCAAUCUGAGAAUGCCGCCACCACAAAAAGCCGCUCGCCUGUCUCUAGGCGGAAAAAGAAGACUGAUUUGCAGGAGGAUCAGGAGCCGUCCUAUUCGAAAGAGAAUAUUAUACGGAGUACAUCCCAAACUUUUGACGUCAGAACUCCUACGAAGGCCAGAUAUCGGGAUGCUCUUGGCUCGCCGCCUGUCACACCGAAGCAUCGAGUUCAGGUGGGAGCGAAAGCUCUAACACCCCGUACGCCGCGACAGUUGGGAACUCCGACCACUACUCAGACUGUCUACACCCAAGCCCGUCAGCUAUUCGCGCGAGGUGCAAAUUCGGGGCGUAUCAUCGGUCGUGAGGUGGAGAAAGAAAAGCUUGCAUCGUUCAUCGCCGAUGGCAUGAAGUUCAAAAAGGGCGGGUGCAUGUAUGUCAGCGGUCCUCCAGGUACCGGCAAAAGUGCUCUUGUUAAGGAGGUUCUUGAUGAAGUUGAAAUUAAGCCGGCAAGAGUCGCGCAGCUGAACUGUGCGAGUAUGAGGACAGCGCGGGACGUCUACAGCAAGCUUACGGAGGAUCUGUGUGAUGAUGACGAUGUUUUCAAAAAGAGCGAAGCCGACAGGCUCAAAAUCAUGCUGGAUGAAAUUGACCAUCUUCUCACAUCGGAUGCUGGCAUCCUCCAGUCUUUAUUUGAGUGGUCACUACAAGGGGAAUCGAAGUUGUUGUUGAUUGGAAUCGCUAACGCACUUGAUCUAACCGAUCGAUCCCUGCCUCAACUGAAGGCAAAGAACUUGAAGCCCCUUCUGCUCCCAUUUCUGCCAUACAAUGCCAGCCAGAUUGCAGGCGUGGUUAUCGAACGCCUUCGCUCAUUGCUCCCAGAAGGCCAGGUGGAGGAUCCGAAUUUCAUUCCUUUUGUCCAACCUGCAGCAAUCCAGUUAUGUGCAAAAAAGGUGGCUUCGCAAACCGGAGAUCUACGAAAGGCUUUCGAGCUCAUCAAACGAGCAAUCGACGUGAUUGAGCAGGAAACGAUACAGAAACAUGACAUGCAGAAUCUAAACAGCCCUUCCAAAACUAUUUUGGUCGAAAAUAACAAUCUUUCAUCGUCACCUAAGCAUUCAUUGGCGAAGGGGACUUCGGCACUUCCUUACACGAUUAUGACAGCACCCCGAGCUAGCAUUGCACAUGUCGCAAAAAUCACAUCAUCAGUUUUUGGACAGGGAACAACUCAGAGGCUACAGUGCCUCAACCUUCAACAAAAAGCGGCAAUUUGUGCGCUGGUCGCACUGGACCGAAAACGACGCGAAAACGACAUUCCGCAAACUCCAUCCAAGUCCAAGAACUUGGCUCCAACAGUUAAACAAAUAUUUGAUGCAUAUUGUACCCUUUGCAGGACGGACAAUAUUCUGCACCCAUUGACUGCAACUGAGUUUAAAGAUGUUCUUGGUAGCUUGGAGACUUUAGGCCUUGUCGGUGAAUACCAAGGUCGAGGUCGUGGUGGUACUGUCGCUGGCGGCUCAGACGUCCGACGCACGCCUUCAAAAUCUAGCGGAAGCUCACUUAGCAAAGCAUUGGACGAGCAAAACCUUGUUUGCUUCGUAUCCCAGAAAGAAAUUGAGAGUCAGAUCACUGGGCCAGGUGAAGGUAUUCUUAGGAGGCUGUUUUCGGGUGAAGGUCUAUGA